Trichoplusia ni (cabbage looper) is the source of this 5579-nucleotide messenger RNA. It is a transcript of the gene dgo, whose product is annotated as ankycorbin. The record is from RefSeq and is a predicted model, not a curated record. NCBI's taxonomy places the organism in Eukaryota, Metazoa, Arthropoda, Insecta, Lepidoptera, Noctuidae. Gene Ontology annotation, molecular function: protein binding. The transcript has 6 exons. Gene Ontology annotation, cellular component: nucleus; cytoplasm. Bases 1581 to 4625 code for a protein of 1014 amino acids.
GAGGGGAUGCGGAAAACGGCGCCUGACAACAAGUCAGGGAACUAGUCGAGAGAUUAAUUAAUUUGUUUUUAACUGUUUUAUAUAAUACAUCGUCUUUGAGUAUUUCAAAGGGUUAGCCAAUGAUAUCUUGGUUCAAAUUGAGACACAGCCGCGUGACAGACAAAUGAACAGACGGUCUGUCAGCGGUGUCUCAAUAAUACGGAUCCGUUUUUAUUCUUAUCAUCAGUGCCGAUUAUAUGAAUCCAAAUUAUACAACCACAGCGCGAUUUAGCUGGCUCUGUAUAGCGCCAUCUGUUGAGGGAGGAUGAUCAACUGGAUCGCGACGUCCUGUCUAGUAGAACGUUUUGUCCAACAGGCUUAGGUACUCACGAAACUGGUUUGAUUUUGUUUUUGAUUUAGAUUCACAUUUCAUUCGGUCCUGAAAUCGAGUAAUGAUCCAGUGUUAUUAGCUUCAUUAGCUGUGGAUUGAGUGUAGUUUCAAUUCGUGCACAAAUUAGCAGUUGAUAUUGGCAUCGGCACCAGACUUAUAACUGAACAGGACUUGAUUCUGUCGGGAGCAAGCAUACAGUUUAAACUUUUGAUAGUUGGAAAGUUUUGAUGUUGGGCAGUAGGAUAUAUAAAAAAAAAACCUAUUUGGAAGUAUACUCAAAUUAAUCGCACUAAAUACCUUACUAUGUUACUUGCAGAAGUUACAGAUGAGCAAGGCAUAUCAAUACUGCGCUACUCCCUGUAGCAUCAAAAAAAAUCGUUUAACUACCAGUAGGUACUAAUGUUCGGUAAUCAGUCAGCUUGCAGCACAAAACAUUGCACUUAUUUAGACUAUAUCAUCUACCCAAUAUGCUUGAUUGAUUGAAAAACUAAAGGUCUCUUGUCAACACCGCAAGAAAAACUGCAAUAACCUAUAGGAACGCGACGUAAUAAGAAUUAAGUUCGAAGAAAAAACACUACGGCAAUACGAAAAGCUGCAUUUUUUGCAGUCCCAUCAAAGGUUUUGCAGAAAAUUCCACAUCUCGCUCAUUCCCCAGCAACUAGUUUGUGCUAGAGAGGGACAGAAAUGUUCGCCAGUACGAAGCCUUACGUUUGUAUUCCCGCGGUGCUUGCCGGAGACGCACGAACGCGUCCGAUGCUUAUUAAAAAUUCGUUAUAUUUUCCGUCACGUGCUUUUUUGGUUUUGUAAAAAAUAAACAGUGGUCGUUUUUGUGGUUAUUGUGAAUGGGAGUGAGGUGGUAUGAAAUGUAACUGGAACGUGGUGACCUGCGCGAGUGAGGAACCGCGCAUGGGGAGUCGUGUGGGAGCAAACGAGACUGCGCUACAUCGCAAGAGCUGCGCGCGCGUCGUCUGCUGCGCCGCGUCAGUCGCCAAAAACCGUUGCACGGGAAAGUCGCGUCCGAUGUGAACAUAAAAACAAAUUAAAUAUAUUUAAUAUAAAGUGGUCAUACUAUAGUUAUCAGAGCGCUGUGUGUUUGUGUGUAAGUGUUGUACUAGUGUACUUUGAGUGCUGUGCUGUGAGUUGUGUUUCGUCUGUCGUGUUGCUCACGCCGAUGGUUAUUGGAUUUGCUCGAGUGAUGGUGUGAGCGCGCAUGGGUCUGGCCGCGGCGCUGCUGGAGGCGGCUGCGCGCGGCGAUGCGGCCCGGCUCGCGAGCCUGCUGGCCGCGGACUCCAGGGACAUCAAUGUUACCGAUGAGAUCGGCUGCACGGCGUUGCAGCGCGCGGCGGCUGACGGCCAUGUCGAGGUGGUGCAACUGUUGCUGCAGCACGGCGGAGACCCCAACAAGCAGGACAAUGUGCACGGCAACACAGCGGCUCACGAGGCCGCGUGGAAGGGCUACUCGCGUUGCGUGGCGCUGCUGGCGCACGCGGGCGCGGACCUGCGCGCGCGCAACGCGGCCGGCUUCGCGCCGCUGCACCUCGCCUGCCAGAACGGACACAACCAGUCCUGCCGGGAGAUCCUGCUCGCCGGAGCCCCGCCGGACUUGCAGAACAAUUACGGCGACACAUCCCUGCACACGGCAGCUCGGUACGGCCACGCGGGCGUCACUCGCAUCCUCAUCUCAGCGCAGUGCAAGGUCUCCGAGCAGAACAAGAACGGCGACACGGCACUGCACAUCGCCGCCGCCAUGGGACGCCGGAAACUUACCAGGAUACUUCUAGAAGCUGGCUGCGAUAAAUCCAUCCGUAAUCACCAAGGUGAGACGGCCAGAGAUAUCGCCACCAGAAAAGGCUUGGAAGAAAUAAUCAGCAUACUCAACACGCCAGUCUCCAAACAAACCAAGAAAAAACAUAGAGACAAGAGCAAAGAAAGAACGAUAGAUGAACCUGAUGAGGGUAAAAAGAAAGAAAAAGAUAAAGGCAAGGACAAAGAUAAGCGAAAGAAAAACGUACAUUUUGAGACAACUCCACCUGUCCAGUGGUCGCCAUACGGCUGCCACUACUAUCCUGAUCCUAAAUUCUUCCCCAAACCAAAACUAAGCUCGCUUCCCACCGAACCUUUAAAAAAAGGCGAGCAGUACUAUUUAGAUUUGGCUGGAAACAUUAAAAAGGGUCCUAUAGGUGCUGGCUACACUUGCUACUGUGCGCCCUUCUUCAAACAUAUGGAAGACAAACUUAAUGAAGAUAAAAAGGACUUGAAGAAGCAUAUAGACAGAGCGCACGAAAGAUUGGAUCAGAAAGUAACAGACUUGGAAAUGAAAACUCAGGGACAGAUAUCUGAAUUGACGAGAUUUGUUGCAGCUGAACGAGCGAUGUGCAAAGAGAGGCACAAACACUUGGAGCAAUGGCUGACGCGAGGCAUAAUGUUCAGAGCUUCGGAAAGAGUGAAGAAGUUAGACUUCAGUCCUAAAGGGUCCUUAGAUAUACCGCCGCUCAAAAGAACUAGAAGUUUAGAGUUACUAGAUGCUGACACAGAAGAAUGGAACAAGGUCCAUAGGAUAAUAAAGAGCUUCAAUAAAAACACUGAACAGUAUGAAAGUAAUACCAAAGAUCUAAACGAUAGCAAAGCGACAUCUAAGAGCACCGAAGUCUUAGACAGUAGACAAUCUACCAGUCCUCGACGGAGAUAUCCACUAAAGAACUCCAAAAGCAGCGAUCAGCUCGACGCCGGACCCAGCAGGCCUCCAGUUCCUCCCGUGACUAAGUCGCUCAAGGACAGUCAUAUGCAGAAUGUUACCGCAGAGAUCCAUGUCAAAGCUAAUAAAAUUUCGGUGUCACAAUCACCUGUUUCUAUGGAAGUAGAAAAUUAUAAUCAUAGGUACGUCCCCACAAGCCGGCAAUCUGAUGCAAAAUCACCAAGCAGCAGCCACAAGCACCCCAGUGACCUGGACGAAGACGUCAGAAGCUCGAAAGACCAAAAUGUGCCUUUAUGGAAGAGUCAGGUGCUACAGAGGACAGCAGACGACAUCAGAAAAAGGGUAGCCUUAGAAAAAGAAAUGACUGAAAUUAUGUCUAGGACGAACAAGUCUUUAGAUAUAUCGCAGGAUGGCUACGUAAAGCUAAGAAAACAACACAAUUAUCACCCUAAAGAUGAAGUAGAUAGGGAGCCUAGAAAAUCAGUACAAGAACUAGUGGCUCAAGUAGAACAGCAAAGGUGCGUGUCACCAGAAUCCAUGGUGACACCCAUGGCGAGGAAAAUACAGCCCACCGAAAACUUAGAACCCAUAUCGUCAACAAGCCAACAGAACCCAGGUAUUUUGAAGAUGCCGCAACAACCUCAAAGACCAGCGCCUGUGCUGAAGGAGAAGCCACCGAAGAGCAAACGCUUCAGCUUGCACAAUCUCAUACCAUUUCCUACUCGAAAAACAUUUCAAAACCCACCGAAAGAUAAUGGAAACAACUCAGAGAGUAGCGAUGAAGAAGACAACCCAAUCAGAAGUUCCAUGCAGCCGGGGCCCAUGAGGAACACCAACCUGCUUCAGACGUUACCAAUGCCCAACUUUGAAACCGUCUCCAAGUCUCCGUCACCUGCACCAAUGACUCAGAACCCUUACCCGCACGACGUCCGGUCUAUGAUUCCUAAGGACGCUUACUUCCAUGAUAUCUCCAAUAGGCAGAUGCCUUACAUGGACAGUGGACAUGGACUUCCAGUACCCCAGUUUGCUUGCCCUCAGUAUGAUUACAACCAGCCAGGGUUACCGAACCAAAUACAGCCUCGGAAUAGGAAUCCAUUAUACCACCACCAGACGGGCGUAUUCGACGCCAUGAUGCAGGAUCACAUCAUGAGAGAAAUGGAGCGAAUUCCGCACUGCUACAGCGACCACUUAGAUCAGAAUACGGAAGUGGAAAUAGCGAAUCAGAAUGAUUUUCGGAUGUGUUACGACCCAAUGUACCCGAAUUUUAGGGGGAACCCGCAUGGAAUGACCAGGAAACCGAAUCCAGACCAUAGUCUGCUUCACAGUCGGUUGCAAUCGUUGGCGAUAAACACCCACCUGACUGAAACUCAGAGUCAGACGGAUAGGGAGUCGCACAACGACUCCGGGUACAGCACGAAGGUGUACGGCAGCUCGCAGGGACCCUCGCCGAGCCUGUCGGGCCAUGCGGACGGCUCCGACAACCUGUCGGGGCAGAGGGUCAACCUAGUGCCCGGCGCCAAGGCCAUGGGAGGCCAGAUUGGGGCUUCGAGCUUAGUUUGACAAUAAGUGCCUGUUUUCUGAGUCUAUUUUCACUACUUAUGCACAAAUAUGUCGACGACAGUCUGAACAUCAAUUGAUUUACAAAAGAUGUAUUAUUACUAAAGCAAUAUAGCUAAAUGCCCGCUGAAGUUUUUCUUGCCAUAUGGGCAAAAUAUUUUAAUAAGGAAAACGACUGGCUUCCUAAAACUGAUAAAUAAAUACCUAGUAUUUAAUAAAUAGGACACAGUUCAGGCUAGUAUUUAUGUUUUAAAUUAAUCAUCACAGGAAUAGUUACUAAAUACUUGUAGUAAACCGCGGCACGGUGUUUGUGGUAAUCUAAGUCACAUCACACGAUCACGAACUAACAGUAACUCAUAAAAAUUACAUAAAGUACAAAUUUAAUGUUAGUUUAACGAUGCCAUGUAUCACAGUAAUUGUAAUUUAAUUAUAAGUGUAAGUUUUGUUGUUUUUAUUGUAAUUUUUAUUUGUAAAAUACUCAUUUUUGCUAUUCAAAGUCAGGUGACGUUUGCGGAGGUAUUCUGUAGUCUUUAUUGUUGGUUUUCUUUUGGGUGGACCAUUGAACUUUAUAGUUUCUAAUAUUGUAGGUAACGUGACUAAUUUUUUUAUACAAAGACAUCAAAAUUAUAAAGAAUGUUACUUCUAAAGAGUCUAAUGAUCACAAACAUAAUCUUUAAAUGUUCUUUAAUUUAAGUAAUACUCUCUAGAUUAGUUUAAAUUUAAAAAUGUUCCACUCUAUUUGUUCAAUAGGUCCUAUUUAAAUAAAAUACAGAAUUUGGAAACUAAGCAUAAUAUUAAAUUGUGCGUUAUUUUAAAUGUAAACUAAAGUCACAAAGUUUUUAGUCUGUGUGUAACAUAACCUAUAUUUAUUGUGUGCAUUUUGUAUUUGAUUGAUUGAUAACUUUGUACUGAUUUAUUGACAAAUAAAUGCACUUUUGAAGUGUCACAACUAAAUUA